Messenger RNA from Bicyclus anynana (squinting bush brown), 2406 nucleotides. RefSeq names its product splicing factor, arginine/serine-rich 19-like. The transcript has a single exon. Lineage: Eukaryota; Metazoa; Arthropoda; Insecta; Lepidoptera; Nymphalidae. The coding region runs from base 1 to 2406 and encodes 801 amino acids. The record is from RefSeq and is a predicted model, not a curated record.
AUGACAAAAGAUGUUGGUAUGCACAAGGAUUCGACGAAACGUUCCUGUCGGACCCUCGGCAGGGGUCCGUCAUGUGGUGUUACGCGCACGCCGGCCCCUUCGCCGGCGGUGGCCGGGGUAGGGGGGCGUGUGACGCUUGGGCAACUCCCGCCGCGACAAAAGUGCGCGCGCGCCAGCGCCCGCGACACUAGUGCUCCAGCCCGCGCCAUGCCGCGCGCCCCGCCGCUGCCGCUGCUGCUGCUGCUGGCGGCCGUCGCAGCCCGCGCCGCCGACGUCUUCGUCAUCGCCGACACCGCCAACCAGACCGCCGCCGUCGCCGCCGCCGCGCAGCAAACCAUCGCCGCUGCCAAUGAGCUCUCUCUGUCGUCCGAUGUCACCGCAGACGAGCUCGCGGCCGUCGGCAACGCCACGGACGCCGAGCCGGUGGUGCGCAAGAAACGCACGUUCGGCGACAUCGUGUUCCGCGGGCUAGCCGACGUGCUGGGCUACAACGUGGCGCGCAAGGCGCCGCAGGUGGUGUUCCCGCCGCCGCUCGCCCCCGUGCCCGGCAUCGACACGCCGCUGGCCGCCGACGCGCGCGCGCAGGACGCGCCGCUGCAGAUCCCCUUCGCGCUGGUGCCGCUGCCGCAGGCCGCGCCCGCGCCGUGCGGCCGCGCAGCCGCGCCGCCGCCCUGCGCCCCGCCACCCCCGCCCCCGCCCAAAGCGAAGCCUGCGCCGCCGCCCUGCCCGAAACCGCGCGCCCUCCCCAAGCCUAAACCUAAGCCGAAACCGAAGCCGAAGCCGCAGCCGCCGCCGUGCGGCAGCGGACGCGCCAACCCUACGACCGCGGCGCCCUGCGGCGCCGCUCCCAAGGCGGACUCGACUCUGGAAACGGUGUCCUCCAAUUUCCGUUUGGAUUUCAACUUUAACAGAAACCCGGCCUCCGCCGCUCUGACGCAAGCCGCCGCGGACGCACCGCCGGAAGUCCCGCAGGACGAGCGACCAGACGCGCAGCAGGACGCGCCCGCCGCGGUGGUCGCCAUCCGGCCGCAGGCGGCGGCGCUGCCCCCCGAGCCGCCGCGCAGCCCGCGCGUCUACCUCGACGCGUACGUCGUCCAGAACGGGGUCACCCAGAAGAUCCAAACGAUCGACGCGACGGCCGGCGCGCAGCACCAGCCCGACAACGACUUCCUGGCGUACGACGAGCCCACUGACGCGCUCGACGCACCCGCGCCCGCGCCCGCCGCGCCCGCGCCGCCGCAGCAGCGAGCGCCGGCCGCGCCCGCGCCUCCCGCGCCGUCCGCGCACGACGACGACUACGAUUACGUGCAAGACGCGGGGGAACGCAGCAUGAGCGUGCGCGAGUUCGGCGCCGCCGUCGACCAGUUCUGGGACGGCAAGAAGAACAAGAAGAAGAAGGUGCCGUCGUACGACUACCGCGCCGUGCACUUCGGGGAUCGCGAGCUGGCCGACCGACUGCGCGAGCGCAGCGCGACCGAGCACGACACGCACCAGCCGCUGCAGCAGGCGCCCGCCGACGACGAGGAGGUGACGACCACGACGCAGGACCCGCGACGUCGACUCAAGCCGCGCGUGCUGCCGCCCACCGAGAAGAACCCAAACCAGAUAGACACGAUCACGGUGCGCGUGCCGCCCAUCUACAAGGAGAAGCGGCCGCGCAAGCUGCACCGCGAGCCGCAAACGGAGACGCCGCCGAGCUCGGACGACGACGACGCGCCCUACAAGCCGUACGAAUACAGCUACCCCGAAAGAAGCAACUUCUACGGCGACUUCGGCCCGUACUCCUCCGACCGCUACUCCCAGCUCGCGGCGGACGCCAACUCGGAGAACAGCGAGCCGUCGCCCCAGACGGAGCGGCCGCAGCGCAAGCGGCGCCGGAAGACCAAGCGUCGCACGCGCUCGCUGCACAGCCAGCACUACACGGCCGGCGACUACGACUACUACGGCAAGAAGCUGCCCAUCUCGCAGGAGGAGGAGUACUUCCGCGGCCUCACCAUCCCGCCGCCCACCGCCGACGAGGACUUGCUGCGCGCGGAGAAAGCGCGCGACGGCAACGGGCACUUCCUGGACGACCACGAGCGGCUCCGCGACGACCCCGAGCGGAUCAAGAGUAACAAAGCGAGCGACAAGAAGCAGACGGACGAGGCGGAGGGCGCCGACGAGACGGAGGCGGCAGAGGCGGACGAGAGCGAGCGCUCGAGCGAGGCGCAGCGCUCGGGCGAAGCCGAACGCUCGGGCUCGGCGGAGCGGUCGGGCUCGGACGAGCGCAGCGACCGGCUGGGGCCCAACGCCCGCGUGCGCGAGUCGGGCUACGCCAACAACUACGUGCGCGCGCACAACGUGCAGGUGCAGGACGCGCAGCCGCUGGUGCGCGCCGUGCGCCGCAAGAAGCCCGCGCGCGCGUGA